AUGGCGCAGGGGGAGCCGUGGGUCCCGGCCCCCGCGGCGCGGAUGUGCGGCGUCCACGCGGGGCGGCCGCUGGAGCUGUUCUGCGAGGACUGCGGGCGCUGUGUCUGCGCCCUCUGCCCGGCCCUGGGUCCGCACCGCGGACACCGCGCCUGCCUCUUGCCGCACGCCGUCCGCCACAAGCAGGAACUCAUGGCAAGGUGUUUGAAGGAUCUAGAAGAGAGAAAAGAGCAAGAAGCUGGUAACAGAAGGAGCGUUCAGCAGGCUGCUGAUGAUCUGAAGGCACAUGCCAUUAUGAGCAAAAGGCAGCUGUCAGACAAAGUGACUGAGCUCCAUUUACUACUUCGGGAAGAGGAGAGUCUGGCAAAAAAAUUCAUUGAUGAAAAGACAAAGCGAGCCCUGGAAGCACAUGAUCAGCAGUUGGAGUCCUGUCGAGAAAAGCUUGCAUCCCUGGAGACCUUCUCACAUCGAAUUAGACAAAUACAACAGCACAGUGAUCCUGUUCAGUUGCUGGAGAAGUACACAGAAAUCGAGAAGGAAAUGCAGGAGCCCAGGCACCUGUUAGAACAGUGGCAUCCGAUACCUCUCUCGUUUGAGCACAUACUUAACCAUUAUAAGCACUUCGUGACAGUUCUUCAGUCCAUUCUUCAGAAACCACUAGAAGCCCGGCUUAAAGAAGACGUUUUCAGUAGCCUUAAUGCCACUGCAAAGAAGGAGCCUGGAACAGUGUUGAAAACCAUGUCUCCUGUUGAUCGGUUGCUUUUCUUAAAACAUGCAAGAUCACCAACCUGGGAAUGUGACAGCAUUCACCCAAGGCUGAAAUUGUCCGAUGACCGUCUUGUAGUAAGCUGUAAUUGGAGGAGGAUAUUCUACCCUUGUUGUCCCCAGAGAUUCGAUAAAUUAUGGCAAGUGCUAAGCAGAGAUGCAUUCCUCUCUGGGAGCCAUUACUGGGAAGUUGACCUGCUUCAUGCUGGAGCAGGAUGGUGGAUUGGUGCAGCCUACCCUUCCAUUGGCAGGAAAGGAGACUCUGAAACCUGUCGACUGGGCUGGAAUAGAGCAUCUUGGUGCCUUAAGAAGUUUGAUUUUGAAUACUGGGCAUUUCACAAGGGGGAGAGAAUCCCCAUCCUGAUAGAAGAUGAUCCUGAUCGCAUUGGCAUUUUUCUGGAUUAUGAAGCAGGAAUCCUUUCAUUCUACAAUGUUACUGACGGCAUGGCUCAUUUGCACACCUUCCGCUGCAAGUUCACAGAACCAGUUUACCCAGCCUUGAGGCUCUGGGAAGGGUCCAUUGGAAUAUGCAAACUAACAUAAGGAACGAAGCAAAAUAAAGCCUACUAUUUCAUGCUUUUUCUAUGAAAGCCACUUUAGCAAUGAUCUACAUGAAUUAAUCUGUGUCAUAUGGAAGUUGUAACUGUGAUGCUUUUAGAAGGUAACAGUUAAGUACAACAAAAACAACCAAUUUUUAAUGUAUAUGCAUUUUUCAA
Gavia stellata (red-throated loon) is the source of this 1478-nucleotide messenger RNA. RefSeq names its product tripartite motif containing 14 (gene TRIM14). The coding region runs from base 1 to 1305 and encodes 434 amino acids. Gene Ontology annotation, molecular function: zinc ion binding; protein binding. The transcript has 6 exons. Gene Ontology annotation, biological process: innate immune response. The record is from RefSeq and is a predicted model, not a curated record. Lineage: Eukaryota; Metazoa; Chordata; Aves; Gaviiformes; Gaviidae.